GCUGCCCCCGCCCUCGCUCCCUAUUUGGAGCGGAGACUCCCUGACGUCGGAGCCGCUCCGCUCGCCGCUCCCCCGCACCGCGCGCCCGCCCGGGCCGCAGACGGCGCUCCGCGCAGCCCAGCCGAGCCUCGCGGGGCCGCCCCAGCCCUGCCCGCCGCCUCGCCCAGCCUCCCGGAGCGCCGGGGCCCGCACCCGGCUCCCAGGACCCGGAGGGUGCGCUGCGCUCCCCGCUGCCGCCGCCCUGCGCGUUCCAGGGCUCCGGAGGCUGCGGGCACCAUGCUUCGGGUGCUGCUGGGGGCCGUCCUCCCUGCCGUGCUGCUGGCCGCGCCCCCGCCCAUCAACAAGCUGGCCCUGUUCCCGGACAAGAGCGCCUGGUGCGAAGCCAAGAACAUCACCCAGAUCGUGGGCCACAGCGGCUGCGAGGCCACGUCCAUCCAGAACAGGGCGUGCCUAGGCCAGUGCUUCAGCUACAGCGUCCCCAACACCUUCCCGCAGUCCACAGAGUCACUGGUGCACUGUGACUCCUGCAUGCCGGCCCGGUCCACGUGGGAGAUUGUGACGCUGGAGUGCCCGGGCCAUGAGGAGGUGCCCAGGGUGGAGAAGCUGGUGGAGAAGAUUCUGCACUGCAGCUGCCAGGCCUGCGGCAAGGAGCCCAGCCACGAGGGGCUGAGCGUGUACGUGCAGGGCGAGGACGGGCCGGGCGCCCCGCCGGGCACCCACCCUCACCCGCACCCUCACCCCCACCCAGGGGGGCAGACCCCGGAGCCCGAGGAGCCCCCCGGAGCCCCCCACACCGAGGACGAGGGGGCUGAGGACUGACCUGCUCCCCUCAACUCUUCCUCCCCACCCGCCCCCCUGUGGAAUGUUGGGUCUCAUCCUCUGGGGUGUGGGGGGGAAGGCAGGAGCCCCCCUUUACCCCCAGCCCUGGAUGGACUUGGAGUCUGACUGGGACUUGGAAUGCUGCUCGGUUACCAUGGAGACCCGGAGGGGCGGGGCUGGAGCGGGGCUGCCGGAUUUAAUAGAUGGGGAGUGAGGCCUUUCCCCCACUCUCUCUGGGGAAGGGGGAGCCCUUCCUUGCUGCCUUCUAGAGCUGCACCCUUGGGGAGCUGCUGAGGAGUGAGGGGAGACCCCCCCAAGAUGGCCAGAGCCCCCUUCCCCCGGCCUCCUGGUGGGGCUGAGGACAGGUUCGAGGCCCGCCUCUGCCUUGCAGGAAGCGUGGCUGGGAAGACAGCCCUGGAGUUCUGUCUUUGUGUUUGUUCCCCGUCCCUUCCCCAGGACACAGGGUCUCUUCCACGCAGGGACUUGGGGGGGGGGGGCAGAGCCCUGUGGACCCUCCAGGCCUUGCUGUGCCACCCGUGGCAUGUCUGCUGUUGGGGGGGGGGUUGGGAUGGGGGUAAGGGAAGAGCCCUCCUGGUCAGAGGGAGGAGGGGUCGCCCCUCCCCACUGUUGAGUGCCCAGCGCCUCGCCUGCCCCUCAGGACGCUGGCAGAGCCAGCCCCGGUGUCGCUCCUGGUGUCCCAUGGCAGGGGCCGGAGUAGAUGCCCCAUGAGCCUCUAGGACGAGGAGGCCCCUGUGGGGGGGCUCGUGUUGGCCUCCCCCCCCCAUCCAGCUCCCCAUUCCCCUCCCCACUCCCCGCUGCACUUUAACCUUGGAGAGAUGGGGGGGGGGUGGGCAGGCGGGCGGUGAGGGGGACCCUUCUGUCCUGUGUCCUCCCGGUGUGGUUCCUUUGUGCCCAGGGUGGGGCCCGCCCACCAUCCCGCCGCCCCCCCCCCGGGGAGGGGGGCUGCCCCGUCCACGGCUGUUCUGACAAGAGCUUCCGCAGAGCUUGUGACCAGUACACAUCUCCACCCACCUGAGUCUUCUCACCAAUAAAUGCCUUCAGCGCC
Messenger RNA from Perognathus longimembris pacificus (Pacific pocket mouse), 1885 nucleotides. RefSeq names its product NBL1, DAN family BMP antagonist (gene Nbl1). Lineage: Eukaryota; Metazoa; Chordata; Mammalia; Rodentia; Heteromyidae. The record is from RefSeq and is a predicted model, not a curated record. Gene Ontology annotation, molecular function: receptor ligand activity; BMP binding. The transcript has 4 exons. Gene Ontology annotation, biological process: animal organ morphogenesis. The coding region runs from base 277 to 819 and encodes 180 amino acids.